AUGUGUCCAGCAUCAGAAGCUGCGUUGAUUGGGCGACGCGUUGCGUAUGACGAACCAUCGCUUGCCGAAGUGCUGUUUCCUAUGCCCGAUUCAGAGUGGCGUAAACGGAGAGGUGGACAAACCUUAACUUGGUGGAGAAGUAUGAAGGAGUUCACGAAACACUUGGGUGCUGUCGGUGCUAAUCGUCUUCGACGAUGGGCACCGCGUGGCCCUCACUGCGCCUGGUUGGAGACACUAAUAUAUAUGGUUACCAACCGAUGGCACUGGCGUUCUGGGCACCGCCCCUCACUGCACCUGGUUGGAGACACUAAUAUAUAUGGUUACCAACCGAUGGCACUGGCGUUCUUGUUGUCAGUUUUCUAUCCAGAUCGCCCGAGUGAAGGUCUGAAGCGAAUUUGCUGGCCUCCUGCAGCACAGCCGGUGGAGACAAUGCAUACGGGCAAAUGGAAUGUAAACCUUGCUCGCCCUUCGGACGAAGAAAUAAGGCAUGAAAUAGCCGUACCAGGACCGGACGGUCUGUAUCCAGCCCUCUUCAAAGAAGGCGGAAAUCCCCUGGUGACCCACCUGACAAAGCUUAUUGGUAUUAUGUGGGACGAAGAGCAAGUGCCUGCAGAAUGGGACAUGUCGACAGUUAUCCCUGUCUUCAAAAAGGGUACACGGACGCUAUGCGAAAACCACAGUGGCAUCAGCCUGUUAGCUGUGGCUUCGAAGGCGCUCUCUGGCCUUAUCCUUCGAAGGUUGACUGAACACAGGGAGAGGCAGCUCCGUGAAAACCAAGCUGGGUUCCGUCCUGCAAGAGGUCGCAUGGAUCAUAUCUUCACCCUCCGACAGAUUCUGGAACAGCGACACUGCUUCCAGCAACCAACAAUGGUUGUUUUUCUUGAUCUGAAGGCUGCCUUUGACUCUGCGGACCGCCAAGCACUAUGGCAGUGUCUGUGGAGCAAAGGUGUCCCCCAUAAAUUCUUGACCCUCAUUAAGGCGCUGUACGCCAAUUCCCGCGGCCGUGUAAAGGUCUACGGGAAGCUUUCUCCUGAGUUCACCUCAUCAAUUGGUGUCCGACAGGGCUGUCCUCUUUUACCUUUCCUCUUCAACGUCGUCAUUGAUACGAUCAUGGAAGACUCACUACCAGCCUCUAAUGCCUGUGGGGUCGAAGUGCUCCCUGGGCCUCCGCUCACAGACAUCGAGUACGCAGACGACAUAGCUCUUCAAGGAUCUGAUCCCGUGGCAAUGCAAACAAUACUAAAUAAUCUAAAUACUUCUGCCUCGCGGUUUGAUAUGCGCUUCACACCUGCAAAGUGUAAAGCGCUACUGCAAGACUGGGUGGGCUCGCACCCUAGCCUCAUGCUUGCGGAUGAACCGAUUGAGUGUUUGACCAUCGAUGUCUUUGGAGCAUUCCACGAGUCUGCUGGAACAACUGAUCGAGCGACAUUCCCUGUGGCUGGCGCAGUUUGCGCUACCAACCGCGUACCCCGAGAUCGUUCAACGCAGUACAUUGACCAUUCGUCUGAUGUGGCAGCCAGCAUCAGUAAUCUGUACGGAAACGAGCUGUUUAGUGAUGUCACACUCGUUGUACAAGGAGUGCAGUUUACGGCACACAAAGUUGUUCUCGCUGCGCGGUCGGAAUAUUUCAGAGCUCUGCUGUAUGGCGGCCUCGCGGAAUCUAACAGAUCCGUUAUUCAAUUAAACGACAUUAAUGCCGCAGCUUUUAAACAUGUGCUGCAGUACAUAUACACCGGGCGUCUGACGGUUACGAAGUUGCGGACCAUGCUGGACGUGUUGGGUUUGGCGCACCAGUACGAUUUUCGUAGUCUGGAAAGUGCCCUAUCUGCUCACCUGACGCAUUCAUUGCGCCUGUCCAAUGUAUGGCUAAUCUACAAUCUGGCUGUGAUGUACGGUUUGGAAGAGCUUAUCAACGCUUGCCUGAAGUUUCUGGACGGUAUUGCACCAGCUCCGUUGUUUAGCCCUCAUUUCCUUCGUCUUUCCCAGCCUGCUGUCGAACGUCUUCUCUCGCGAGAUAGCUUUUGUGCUUCGGAAAUCGAUAUCUUCCGAAGUCUUUGUGCCUGGUUUCGGACUACAAAAGAAUCAAGUACACGCUCCGGUUCGUACCUACCACCCAUAGCAGACCAUAUUCAGGAUAAUGUGUGUAAAAGUGGUAUCUCAUCAGAGACAGGCUCUGAAACUUUGGCUCUCGUCAGAGAAAAGUCUGGAAGCACAGACGCUAAAAUUUCCGUCGACUCUUCCGUGCAACCGGACAAACGCUGUGUCGAUGAGCCAGCAUGGAGUCAUGAAUUAUCAGAAUCGGAAUGGGAACGUCAAGUGAUGCGACGUUGCGUGCGGUUCGAGUUGAUGUCAUUACGUGAUCUGCUCAGUGAAGUUCGAGCGUCCAAAAUGGUCAGUCCAGAUGACCUAUUAGAUGCGAUUAGUCUGCAAGCCAAAACAAUGGACGAACUGCCACAUCGUGGCUGGUCUCUUCCCGGCAUCAAUUUGGCGUCACCGCGGUUCGCAGCAUCCCUUGUCGCAGGAGAAGAGGGCAGUUAUCCGUACUUCUUUGUUGACGAUGCGGAUGAUGCGGAUGAUUUAGCGGAGUUGCAAUUCACGCUAGGAGCGUUGGAAGCCGGCGGUUCGGACUGGAAUGUUAUGGAUAUGGAUAAUAUGGACGAAGAUGUUGAUGAGACCAGUGAGUCUGAUUCUCGUUCGGACAUGAACGUGGGAUCCGUUUCGCGUAGUGGCGAUGGAGAUGUGCCGGUCGGCUCAUUGGGUAGCCACGCUGUUCCUGCCCCCCAGGGUGAAGCCAGCUCAGUCCCCAACGAACUCACAGAAAGUGGCGACCGAGAUGACCCUUCUCAACAGGAACGAUUGAAUCGUAUUCCUCGUAACGUGGGUGGUGGCACUCGAUCAAUCCAGGGCGCAUCGGUUUCCAGGCCACCCAAUCAAUUCGCAAGUCCGGAUUGGAUCCAAACCCAGUCGAAUCUGGCUGGGGCACGUCUGGCUGAUUUCAACCAGUAUCGAAGCCUGGGCACCGAUUAUCAACAUCUCUUCAUCAACCAUCAAGGCUGUCUCGUUCCUCGUGCGGGGUCUUCGAGUGCAGCUCAGCAAAAUGCGUCUUCCGCCGCUGUCGCUAUCCCUUCCGUGCACGGACUGCAACACCAUAUGCCUGCAGAGCGUUCGGUGCGUUGGCUACAGCCGUCCAACCCACGGACUGGUCGGCGCAUUGCUCCUCAUCCACCUCCGCCACCACAUUCUGAACACGAUGUAGUUAGACACUCACUUGACGAUCCGGAUGCCCACAUUGUUAUUCGCCUUGGCAAACCAAGUAUCGUCAACACUAUUCGAAUGCAACUAUGGGAUCGCGAAGUUCGGUUCCUGUUGUGGGAUUUAGACGACCGGACCUACAGUUAUUCUGUUCAUGUGUCCACCAAUCGUGAAGAUUGGCGACUAGUUCGUGAUGCGACACGUGAUCGAUGCCAGUCGUGGCAAAUCAUCACCUUCCCCCCACAGUUGGUUACCUUCAUUCGUGUCGUCGGUACACAUAAUACAGCGAAUGAAGUUUUCCAUCUUGUCCAUCUCGAAUGUCCGUACCCACCAGCGGAACUAAUGGAGGAACAAGAACAGUUUUCUAAAAUCGAUACUGUUGCGAUCACAAACACACAGUCUUUGAACUUGAAUCCAGAACCUGCCGGUGCAAGUACUAGUAUGGUCACUAGUGGCAGUGAGCCAAGCGAACCUAACUCGACUUCUGAAAACCCGUCAUAUCAGGCAACUCAGGCAACAGAGUUGUUGGAUAGUGCCAGCGUUCUGGAUCCUAUCGCCGAUCUGGUUUUCGCCGGUGAGCUGGAAACUCGAACACACUCUUCCCCUACCCCUCUAGAUCCACCCGACGAAACAGUCGAGGCUGCUGCCACAAUUCCGGCCACUCGAUCUCUCACCCAACUACCCAUAGACUCAAGUCUGGGUGCAGGUAUGGAAUCGGGACACGAUAUGCUGUUGGACAGUGGUGCAGCAAUGUCUGCGACGAAUUUGAGCUUGAACCGGGCGUCAAGUCAUGAUUUGUCUGGCCUACCUGGGCAUCCUUCUGCUUCUGGGUUCCGUGGAAGGAACCGCUUAGUAACCCAAACUCCCUCGCCACGAAACAAUGCCGCACCUAAUUCAAGAAAUUAGUGUUACCGCCGUCUACUAGCAGAAUUAGACCGUUACCGCAACUGGUCAACUCCUGAACCCCCCUGACCUUGUUUGCACCACCCCAUGGCUUUGUUGUGUGAAAUAGGAGUCACCAAUUAUCUUUCUUUUUGUGAUGUAUAUCCCUUAUAUUUCGUGUCUACUUCAGUCCGUGUAUGUUUUUAUUUUUCCGUAAUUAUUCCUACCUUCUUCUCUUUGUCAAAUCUAUGCUUUUCGGUCACAGAUGAGUUGUUGUCCCUCUACUUCGCUGAUUCGGCCUGUUGCGAAUCCACUCACUCAGCACACGGUUCAGAUUCAUUUCCAUAAAUAUACAUCAAUAUUUGUUUGCAGCGCUUUUGCUGCUCAACUGUGCUAACCGUCAUGUGUUUCUCUUGGACCAACGUUGCGGUUGACCUAAUGUACGGCCCAGUGAAUGUUCGGGUUCUCUCUGUGAAUCUUACUUUCUCUUGCGCGCACUGUUCUGUACAAUGUGCUUGAAAAGUUUUGAACAAAUUGACUGGGAUAAGCUGGAUGUUCAUACCCC
This is a messenger RNA of Opisthorchis viverrini, 4699 nucleotides long. RefSeq lists its product as hypothetical. Gene Ontology annotation, biological process: adult locomotory behavior; modulation of chemical synaptic transmission; circadian behavior. The transcript has 11 exons. NCBI's taxonomy places the organism in Eukaryota, Metazoa, Platyhelminthes, Trematoda, Opisthorchiida, Opisthorchiidae. The coding region runs from base 1 to 4158 and encodes 1385 amino acids. The record is from RefSeq and is a predicted model, not a curated record. Gene Ontology annotation, molecular function: protein binding.